AUGAAUGUACAUAAUUUCAUAUUCGUUAUAUUUGUAUUGACCACAAUGAUGGUGGCAACAAUUGUCCAUUGUCAAGGACGUAUUGGUGCAAUAAAACAAUUGUCCGAAAUAUCGAAAAAACAAAAAGAUCCAAUCAAUAAAUAUGGACCAUAUGUUAAACCAUUGAAACAAUUAUUGGGCAUCAGUAAAGGUAGUGGUGGUAUUUUUUCAGGUGGUUCAUCAUCACAUUCAUCAUCAAAUGAUUAUAAUCGUGGCACAUCAAUUGAUCGUAGUCGUGAUUAUAAUUCCGAUUCAUCGUCAUCAUAUAAUUCUGGCUACUCAUCUGGUAAUCGUAAUUCAUAUGAUCGUGAUCGUGAUUACAAUUCUGGUUCAUCGUCAUCCUAUAAUUCUGGCUACUCAUCUGGUAAUCGUAAUUCAUAUGAUCGUGAUCGUAAUUACAAUUCUGGUUCCUCAUCAUCUCGUGAUCGUAAUUCAUAUUCUGGAUCCUAUGAUAAUGAUCGUUAUUCACCAUCAUCAUCAUCAUAUAAUCGUGGCAAUUCUUAUAAUGAUUUCUAA
Messenger RNA from Dermatophagoides farinae (American house dust mite), 555 nucleotides. The record is from RefSeq and is a predicted model, not a curated record. NCBI's taxonomy places the organism in Eukaryota, Metazoa, Arthropoda, Arachnida, Sarcoptiformes, Pyroglyphidae.